This is a messenger RNA of Leucoraja erinaceus (little skate), 2736 nucleotides long. RefSeq names its product synaptojanin-2-binding protein-like. The record is from RefSeq and is a predicted model, not a curated record. The coding region runs from base 393 to 914 and encodes 173 amino acids. NCBI's taxonomy places the organism in Eukaryota, Metazoa, Chordata, Chondrichthyes, Rajiformes, Rajidae. The transcript has 5 exons. Gene Ontology annotation, molecular function: protein binding.
AUCUUGAUCAUAAAAGCACAUUGCUGGAGGAACUCAGCGGGGCAAGCACCAGCACCAGCGGCAGAGGGAUGUCAGACCCGCUGAAUUCCUCCAACGUUGUGUUUUCCUUCCAUUGAUUUUACCGAGUGGCGCAUCGAGCGGCGGCUUUAACUCGUCACUGCUCCCGCACGGUGACAACACGUCCACUUCGAACCAUCAUACCCGGGUUUCGAGGGGAACAGAUACGGUUUAAUGUAACCACCUCCGUGCCCCACCUCACACCUCACGCUGUCAUUUUGAAUACCCAGUCAUGCGGAAAGGAUCGUGACGAUAGCAUUUUGAACGUUGCGUUGGAGACGCAAUAAUGUAUGUUUAAGUGAUUGGCUGAUUGCUGUCGGCGUGGGAACUGCAGCAUGGCGGGCAGGGAUGGGAGAGACGUGUCCCACAUCAAAACGAAGUCUCAUUUCAUCACAUUGAAAAAAGGAAGAGCAGGGUUUGGGUUUAACAUCUUGGGAGGCAUAGAUAAACCUUGCUAUCCUGGAAAUUGUGGAAUAUAUGUGGCUAAAAUAAGAGAAAAUGAAUCUGCAGCUCUUGAUGGGAGACUUCGAGAGGGUGACAGGAUUUUGGAGGCUGGUGGCAUUUCACUUGAUAAUAUACUUCAUGAAGAUGCAGCAAAGGUCUUCAGGAAUACAACCAAUGACGCGUUAGUAUUACGAAUUGAGAGGCAGGGUGAACCAGACUUUGGUGAAGAGAUGAGUCCAUCCAAUAAAUGGAGUCCAUCGCAAACCUUGCAGUACUCUGGAAAGAAGCGUCAAAAAUGGUACCAACACUCAAGGUUUCACACAGCCAGAUUACCAUGGAUCAUCCUGGCAUCUUCUGUAGUGACCAUAGCCAUUGUGAUGGGGGCACUGAAAAUAUCAGCAGUGAAGAAAUGAAAUAAAUCCCCACUUAUUUUCACAAUUAGCCGAAAUGAUUGCCAGUAUCUUUAUUCCAUCGCAGUGGCAUUACUCUACACACCGCUUGGCGAAGUUACAUCAUAAUAUGGGAAAUAUGAGCAGAUGUAGGCCACUUGGUCCUUCAAGCCUGCUGCAGCACGCCAUCAAUUUUGAUCAGCAUGUGUCACAGAUAGUAGAGCUUUCCUCGCUCCUCCAGGGGCCUGGUUCAUUCCUGGUUUCAGGUACUGUCAAAGUGGAAUUUGCACAUUAUACCUGUGACCAAGUGGGUUUCCUCUGGGUGCAAUAAUUGGAGCAGAAAGAUCUUGAAAUGUCAAAUGGGUGGAUUGGAAGUUGGUAUGCUCAUUCUGCAAUUUAACCCCCACACCUGUGUGCUAUUGAUACAGACAUGAGGUUCCUAAUGUAAUUCCGAUAGCUUAUUUUUUAUUUGGAGUGGAUGUGAGCUAGGGAUUCUCAGGUAUUAGUGAUGUUGUUGCAUUUUUACAUGCUUUAAGAAUAUUCUUGUAUCAUUUCCUCCAUCCACCUGGUAAUCUCCAGCCUUGAGAAAGUUCAGAGUGGUGUGUUUAUUUUGGAGUCUGGUGUUGGGAAUGACAUUGCUUACUCAUCAGACCUUUGUUUAACUAGUGCCAGGCAAGUCACCCUGGGAGAGGAUGCUGAUCUUAGUUCACUUACCUGCCAGUGAUUUGGGGUUUUUACAGAGGUAGUAUUAGUAGUAUCUCUCCAAUACCCUGAGGUCCCUGACAUUGGUGGCUCAAGUCUCAGAAGUAUACAGGAGGGCAGGGAUCACUGUCCUCCUGCAACGAGUUUCAUAUCUGGGAUGAGGUCUUGAUCAUCAAACUCCUAUUUUGACAGUCAUUAAAGAUGGUGUUGCUGUGCUGGAUUUCCUCAUUGAUAUCUGCCUUUGUUAAAAAAGUGGUAUCCAAAGAUAUGUGUGGUGUUCCAAGCCAAGACACCAGCAAAUUCUAAAUGCAAAAGCAGCUGAUGAUGAAAUAAAACUGAAAAUGCAUAGAACGCACAGCUGGUCUUUUUCAGAAUCAUCAUAGGUGAGGUGGCAGAAUGUUGAAAAUACAGUUUGAAACUAUUUAAACAUAAAAUUAUUAAAAGACCAAAAGGAAAUAACAUUGAAGAAGGGUCCAGAACUGAAAGGCCCUAGGGCAGCACGGUGGUGCAGUGGUAGAGUUGCUGCCUUACACCGUCAGAAACCCGGGUUCGAUCCUGCCCACGGGUGCUGUAUGUACAGAGUUUAUACAUUCUCCCCGUGAUCUAUGUGGGUUUUCUCAGGGAUCUUCAGUUUCGUCCCACACUCCAAAAACGUACAUGUUUGUAGUUUAAUUAGCUUUGUAUAAUUGUAAAUUGACCCAUGGGUGUGUAGGAUAGUGUAAGUGUGCGGGGAUCGCUGGUUAGCGCGGACUUACUUGGUGGGCCAAAAGGCCUGUUUUCACGCUGUCUCUAAACUAAACUAAGCCCUCUAAAUAACUGAGACAGCAGAAACAAAUGGGGUAUCAGCAGAAUUAAAUAUGGAAUAUCACAAGUGGAGUAUAAUGCAUUUCAUCAAGUACUUUAACAUAUAUAUUGUGAUAUAUGUUAAUUUAGAAUGUGAAUAUGUAAUAUAUCACAUACGUAAGACAUCAUUCUUCCUAUUUUAAAGCAUCGCAUUCUUAUCUGAAAUGGAAAAUGUAACCCACUUCUGAAGCUGUCAACAUUACAGAUGGAAAUAUAAGGAACUGCAGACACUGGAGUCUUGAGCAAGACAGAAAGUGCUAGAAUAACUCAACGGGUCGGGCAGCUUCUCUGGUGGGAAUGG